CCGUUCAGUCCCCAGCAGCAGAGUGAGUUGGCUUUGGCUUCUCCUCCCCGUCGUGCUGCUGAAAUCGCGAAUCGGUCAUUCAGCCGCAGUUCAAGAAGAGUAAUCUCCGAGGUUUGUUGUGUGAAUUCUGUCGACGACGACGACGAUGAUGAUGCAGUCUGUCUGACUGUAGACUGUAGUGUGAUGACGGUGCUUUGAGUUGAGUGGAAAAAUCGAGUUUUAGUGAAAAAUCUAGUCGCGACGACCUACGACUCCCCGGAGGAAAAGAUUUCCGCCGAAAUUAUAGACGGCUUUUCGAGAUUCGUGGGGGGUUUGUCUUAGAAAAAUAAAUUGGAGUGGAGGAUUGCUUGGAUUCGGAGCACUAUGGGCGGAUUGUGUGAAAAUUGAGUGUUUUGGGGAUUACGAUUGUCGGAACGUCGGCCUACGAAAACAGUGAUUGCGUGAAUAAAGCGAAAAUAGUUCUUUUCACUGUCAGCCGCGUUCGAGUGAAGGAGCGCUGAGUUUGAUUGAUUCGCAAAGGAAGAGGAUAAGCAAAAAUCGAAGAAAUUUUCUUUUUUGUUUUGCAAACAUUCCGACCGAUCGGAGUGUGUUCCUUCCGUUUUAUGCUGAGUGCUGGCCCCUCAUAUUGGUGUAAUUUAUUUCCUUAUCUUCGUUCUUUUUUGAGUUAAGCCUCGUAGGCUGUUUUUGUGUUCGUUCGUCCCUCUUUUGAGCAACCACAAAGGAGAAGGAGCUGCUGCAGCUGUUCUGAGUAAAUCUCGAGGAAGUCUUUGUCAUACCGAGAAACGCGACAAAUAAGUUGCUUCCAACAGUGAGCACUGGUGUUUCCUUGUUUGGCUACCGGAAGGCCAAUCGCUGUGACCGUGAAAUAUCGACGAAUCGAACCCCUGAUGGGAUAGAACAGGCAAACAGAAUCUAUCUUCCCGUGAAGAAAGCCGUGUGUAAAUAGGUAAUCGACCCAGUCCCAGCCGGCCGCAGCCAUGGAUUGGAUCAUCAACGACGAGCUGGGCCUGACGGUGGGCCACGUCGUGGGCUACGUGUCCGCGUCGUUCAUGGUCGUCGGCGGAGUGCUUCCCUAUGUGCCCCAGUACAAGCAGAUCAAGAAAACGCAGGAUCCGGAGGGCUUCUCGCUGCACGUCUGCCUGGCCCUGCUAAUUGCCAACACGUUGCGGAUUCUGUUCUGGUUCUCCAGCCGGUUCGAGAUACCACUGUUGGUGCAAAGUGUCGUCAUGAACAUAACCAUGUUCAUAAUGAUCCACCUGUGCGUUACGGUGCGACGCAACAAUGCCAUCAUGCGAACCCGGGAACGUGUGUUCUCAGGAGACGAAACGCUGCUGGAGGCCCGGGAGUCUAUUAAUAAAGCCAUUGAAGAGCACACCAAGGGCGAUGGCGUAAUUAGCAACCGAGCUGCCGUGACGACGACGACAACCACCAACUCCACGACGGUAGAGGGCGCUCCGGUGGGGAAGUUGACCAACAGUACCACUAUCGGGAUUGGGUCUACCUUACCCACCCAUCACCACCAUCCCUCCUCGGUAGGCGGUGGUGGCACGCCAGGAGGCCUGAAGAAAUCUCGAUCCAGGCACUACAUCGUCGGUACGUCCCAAUAUCGGUUUCGAUCUUGUUUUGUCCCAUCCCCUGCUCGGUGGAAAUCGAGUAUCAUCUUCAAUUAACCACACCAACACCCCCUCCCUGCGCGCACAGUACUUACUUGCUCGCUCCACUCGCCAUUCAAAUAGUUUCCUUCGCCUUCUCAUCUGUUUUGUGUGUGUCCUCCUUCGUAAUUUGUGAAAAUCCAUCAGCUCAUCGGUUCCAUACUAGGGUUAAACAGUGCCAUGGUGCCAUUCCACUCACUUGUAUGAUAACGUACAGUAGCAUUCAAAGAUUAUUGGACAUAUUAGGUUUUCAAUUUAUUUAGUUUUGUUUCAAUGACCCAGCUUUAGUGCUUUGAAAACCAACUAUCAUUCCUAUUCUUAUUUAUUCCAGUUAGUUAAAACCCUUUUUAAAUAAGUUUCACCGCUCCUGUACAGCCACUCAGUAGGAUGCCAAUCUUUUGCUUCGCCAACAAAAUUCCAAGCAUCUUUCAGUUUUCCAACGUUGUUGAUUGAGCUCUAGUUUUGCUGCUGCCGGUUGCUAUCUACCUUCCCACAUACGCGGUUGAUAAUAAUAGAGGCCACCCACUUUUCGCGUAGGCGCUCACAAGUAGUACUCAUCGGUGGUGCUUCACAGAAUUCCUUGAGUCACAAUGCAUUUUUUUUUCUCUUCAUCAUCAUCACAAGUAGCAGUGUAUCGAUAGUGUGUAAGAUCUACUGUGGAAUUUCUCGACAUCAUGGGGAAUAACAAGGACUAACAAUGGCAAUAUUCAUUUUGCUUGUACUAAAACAAAGGUAGUAGUGACGUCCUAAUUUUAAGAAUACAUUUAUGCUGACUAUAAGAUUUUUCUAUGUUUAGAAACCUACGUCAAGAGUAGAUUGUAGUUCGUAGAGUUGAAACAAUAUUCUAUUCUUGAGGAUGUUAUGUAAGAGUCCUAUAACUCAAUGACAUUCAAGGCAUUAUAAGAGUUGAGUACCCCUCAACGCCCUGAUGUCCACUCUACUCAGCUACAUCAGCUAGUUGAAUUUAAGUUUAGCAUAUGAACAUAUUUUACAGAUUUCAAAUUUACCAAAAUCAUUUCAAGAUAGUAAGUUCUCAUGUCGAUUAGAAAAAAAGCAAUUAAUCGGAGAAAACUGGUUAGAGUGAGACCAAAAACGAUCAAAUUAGUUUCCCCCUGAAGAAGAGACUAACCCCGUGUUGAAACGUUGGGCAAGUAAUAAACAUCGUUUAUUAAUUCAAGACUGUGAACCCCUUUUUAAUGAUACUUUAUUAUUUUCUAUGCUAAUCUACUCUACUCAGUUCGUAACCUUAAAUUUUCGCUUUUCGUUUUUUGAGUUCCGGGAACAAUAGGUUGUUGGCCUAAGGUCUCCCUAUCCAUCGUGGUCUCCGGAGCAUUUCAUACUCAACAGCUGGAAGCCGGAACAGACGCUGUAUGAGCCGUACCUCCUUGGUGAAAAGAUGCUCCGGACGUACCUUCGCAAUUUAGCUGAAGUUAGAACCCGAAUAGAGGAAAAGAACUGAUAUGGAGAUCAAAACGUGACAUUGGAUUGAUUGAUAUAAGAGAUACAAGAUCUAAAAAUAAAAUUAAAAAUUUGCUCCUGGAACAUCAUCAUCAUAUCAUAUUAGGAUCUUGCAAGAUCCUACCAAUAGCAGCGAGCUAUUCGUUUGAUCUUGAAAUAUCAAAUUUUGAUAUUGUUUAGAUGUUCCAAGAACAUUGUUCAGAUUUUCUUUAAAGAUCUUUAUCCCGUAUAUCAAUCAAACCAAUAUCACGUUUUGAUCGUCUGUACUUCACCUCUACUUGGGAAGGAUCACAGUGCCCAGGCAGUACUAUCAGCUAAGCACACAACUCUUAGCUGGCGGCCUUUGUCAUCGAUUGACUCGUGGAAGUAUGAGGUAGGAACUUGUGAGGACCAGAGCUAUAUUAGACGCUCCUGGUUGGCGACUCACCAUUAGCGAGUGAUGUGAUAGGCACUGCUCAAAGACGACCUAGGAACGGAUGGUUUGGCAAGGACAUGAUAUCUACUACCUGGAAAACCAGGAAUCCUCAGGGAAUUUUAUUCAACAGGGACAAAGAAAAGAAUUGUCGGACAAAAGAGGCACAAAACAAGCAACAAAGAAGGCGCGAUGAUUACUCUAUAUCCCAACUGGUAGCAGAUAAUGACAUGAUCAGGAGCCAAAACGGAAGUUGAAAUUUGUGCGUUCUUUUCAACUCGUGGAUAAUCAAUUACACAGCGCAACAUUUUUUUGUCUCAAGAGCAAACUUAUGUCUCCGAAGGAUUUUGGGCCGCUGAAUCCGAAUCCGGGCUCAGAUUUGCUCCAACACGUCACAAUUUUGAGCUAUACCUCAAUUUAUAGGGCAAAAUAUGCGAUUUUGGGCUAUUUUGACUGCAAGCCAAUAAGUAUGGAAAUAUUUUUUUCAAGCAAUCAAAAGGUUAAUUGGUCAAUUAACAUCUAAAUUAAUGACUCAUGCAAAAUAUUUCGUUUUACCAAAUCGAUUUUGAUAGUUUUAAGCGAUUUAUGUUAGGUACGAUAUUUCCCAUACAAGUCACCCCCCAAAAGUUGCAUGCAAGUUUUCAUACUAGCAUAACUGCCGUGGGCAGCAUAGUUGUCCCAUGUUAAUAGGGAUUCCCAUAGAACAUGGGACAACUAUGCCGCACACGGCAGAUAAAAUGCUUAAAUCUAUCAAAUUUGAUUAGGUAAAACGAAAUAUUUUGCAUGAGUCGUUAAUUUAGAUGUUAAUUGAUCAAUUAACCUUUUGAUUGCUUAAAAAAAUAUUUCCAAGCUUAAUGGCUUGCAGUCAAAAAAGCCCAAAAUCGCAUAUUUUGCCCUAUAAAUUAAUGUGUAGCUCAAAAUUGUGACGUGUUGGAGCAAAUCUGAGCCCGGAUUCGGAUUCAGCGGCCCAAAAUCCUUCGGAGACACAUAAGUCUGCUCUUGAGACAAAAAAAUGUUGCGCUGUGUAAUCAAUUAAACUUGUGGUGUACAAUUCUAAUUCAUUUCUGUUCAAGUUGAGACAAACUUAUGUCGCAUUGGGUGGAUUGUCACAACAAAAGCAGGUUGCGACAUUUUCCUUAUUGUUGGUUAAAAAUUGAUUCAGUGCACAGGGAAAAACCUCGAACACAUAGGUAAUAUCUUGUACUCUCAGCAAAAUAUUGCACCGAUAAACAAUAAAAUAUUGAGUCAUAUGUAUAAAAAAGAAGUAAACUCUACAGAGUCCACAUUGUUAGAUUUUCCAGAAAUUCGGUUAGGGCUUCUUUUUGGAACUAAUUUAGAAAUAUCUCGUGGAUUGUCUUCACUUUUCAUUUUUAAAUUGCUCUCAGAGAUUGUUGCGGUUUUCUUCUUUUCUUUUCUCGAGUUUCUUACUUUAGAUUUUUUUAGGAUUCCUGGACUUCGACCGAUUUUUUCACUGGGAUCCUAUAGAACUUCCUUUAUGGUAGUUCUUCUUGCAUUUUGCCCAAAUAUAUUUUCGUUGGAUUUCUUCCAGUAUUCAUCCCGAGAUCGCAACAAAAGUUUUCCUCAGGAUAUUACUCAGACGUUUUCGAGAAUUUUUUCCUGGAGUUUCUCUCGGGAUUUUUCUUGAAGAUUUUCCUCGAUUCCUUGCGAUGUUCCACUUGGUUCUUCCCCAGAAGAUCUUUCUGGGAUUUCCCCCAGACUCUCUACAAGAGUGGGUUCUCUACUAGAAGUUCUCUAGAAGAUUUUUUUUUAAAGAAUUUUAUGCAUGAGUUUAUCCUGCGAUUUCUUCAGAAGUUUUUCCUGAUUUUUUUCUAGAAGUUUUCGUGUGUUUUCUUUUUUCCUGGAUUUCUACAAAAGUUUCAGCCUAGAUUUUUCCUAAAGGUUCCCGUGGGAUUUCUUUUGCAGUUUCACCUUAGAUUUCUCUCCGAGUUUUUCCUAGGAGUUCUCUCAGAAGAUUCCUUCCGUUGUUGAUUCUGGCAAGUCUUUCAGCGUUUUUCAUAAUAUAUUCUGGAUAAGAUUUAUUCCGGAAUGUCUUUUGAGUUUUGGGAUCUCUGCGGGUACUUUUGCUGAUACUUCUCAUGGAGUUCUUCUCGUGAUUGUCUUUCCCUCAUAGUAGUUUACAGUAGUUUUCAGGAAAUUGUUGUUUUUAUUUACAGAUUUCCUCAGAAUUAUUCCCAAGAGCUCUUUCCUGAAUCUUUCCAACAGGGAUUUUUUUCAAUUUUUUUUCUUAGAAUCUCCUGGGAUAACUUACGAAAUUCCAUUUAAAAAAUUUCUGGCACAAAUAUCGGAAGGAAUCCAGGUGAAGUCUUGCGUAUAAUUCCGCAAUUACUUAUGGAAGGAAUCCCAAGGAACACUGAGACAUUUCUGAAAAAAACAAGUACUGGGAGUAAUCCCUGGAGGAAAUAAUGAGUAAAUUUAAAGUGGAACUAUGAAAACCUCUAAGGGAAAUUCCGGAAGGAACUAUUCAACCGUACUUUAAGCAUUCCGCGAGAAAACAAACCUUUGAUAAAAUCAGAGAAGAAGUCGCGGGAAGAGUUCUGUGAGAUACUACGAAAGAAUUUUAAGGGGACAUUGCAGGAAAAAUUUAAGGAGGAAUCUUGGAAAGAGUUCAAGCAAGAAUUUGGACAGAUUCGAGAAAAAAUCUCAAAGGAAUUUCGGAACUAAUGCUUGAAAGAUGUCCAUAAAAACUUAAGUAAAAAGAAAAUCGGAUUAAGUACUGUUCCUUUUAAUUCCACUAACAAUUUGCAUGAACUUGAGUCGAGUCAAGUACAAGACACUAAAGACGACCUUACAGUUGAGGUCGAAAUACGUAUCUGUCAAAGGAUGCAAAUUCUUACUGGAAUUAAAAGGAACAGUACACAACCUGAUUUCCUUUUUACUUACAGGUAUUCCACUAACAAGCUCAGGUUCAUCAUCAUCAUUAAAACUUGUUAACAAAUCACUGGAAAAUUCCCAAUCCUUUAAAAAUUUGUCAAGAAGUUUUUAUUCAAAAUAGAUGAUGACUCUGAUUGAUGAUACGUAAUUUCUAAUUUUCUUUAGGAUUUUCGUCGUAAUCUCAACAUUACUAUACCGUCAAAACUAUUUAUGGAAUUUGACGGUCACAUGGUCUUGGUGAGGGUGUUCAACAUGGCCACGCUGAGGGUGAUAGGUUCGAUUCUCAGUCGGUUCAGAAACUUUUCGUAAAGGAAGUUUCUUUAAUUUUCUUUGACAUGGAGUAUCUUCGUGCCUGCCACGAAGAAAGCUCUCAGUUAAUAACUGUGGAGCGGAGAAGCAGGCUUUGCCCUUUUUAUGACGUUACGCCAAGAAGAAGAAUUCUGUUAAAAAUACAAAAUUCCUUAAUCAAUGUUUCUUCUCAAAAGAGCUUUGUAAAGAAAGUUUUUGGAAGAAAUUAGCGAAAAUUUAAUACAAUUGGGGCUAUUUUUUACUUAUAAACAUUCAAAAUUCCCCCUGUAAAAACCUGGAAAACUUAGGGAAUUUUAUUUUGCCUUAUGAGUAGACACUAGUAUGGGACAAACAUCAAAUUCUCGCUCUAGUCGACUUUUUUGAUUCCAUUUAGGUCCCUGUGCAAAAUUUCAGCGCAAUCGGUGAAACUAUAAUUUAGCGGUUCAAAGUUUUCAUAGGAUUUACUAUGGGAAAAGUUACACUUUCUGAUAAAAAAUCCUAGACGUCGUCCUUUGUCUCUUCAAUUCAAAUCGAUCAACGCAUCUUGUAGAAACAUCAUAUAUGAAACUUUCCUUUAAAGACCGCAAAGCGAUUAGAUGCGGGUGCAUUGAUCGAUUUAAAUUAAGGAGACAAAGGGUGACCUCUAGGAUUUUUUGUUUGAAAGUGUAACUUUUUCCAUAGUAAAUCCUAUGAAAACUUUGAAUCGCUUGCGCUAAACUAUAGUUUAAUCGGUGAAAUUUUGCACAAUUCAUAUGGGACCUAAAUGGGAUCUAAAAAGUCGACUUGAGCGAGGAUUUAUUUUUUCUAUACAAGCGUGUCCCAUACUAGUAGACACUCUGAAGAGUUACCCAGAGGGUAACGGAUGAAAAGAAUGUUGCCAGAAUCCUGAUGCUGGUAUUGGAGACCGGGAGGUACAGGGAGCGGUACAGGGAAGCAAGAGUAGCCGAUAAAUGAAUCCACAGCUUAAAAAGAGGACUUGAGGAAAAUGUAAUUGCUCAGGCGCAAGAGAGUAUGGAACAGAAUGGUAUGCGUAUGUUUUACGAAACUGUCAAUGGCGUGCGACCGUGUCAUGUGCAACGACCGUGAUGUAAACUUGCUGACAGAUAAAAUAAUGGUGGCUGCCAGGAGGAGACACCAUUUCCAAGAAUUGUUAAACGGUGGGAAUUGGGGAGCGACAAACAGAAUUCAAAUCGACGACGACAGGCAGGUUGUGGAGCCUGAAACGCUAGACGAGGUCAAGGCAUUCAUCAGAGGGCGGAAGAACAACAAGGCUGCUGGGAAGGACGAACUACCAGCCGAGGUUCUCAAGCACGGUAGUUAGAAGCUGUAUCAACUCUUACUUUGUAUUAUAUUGAAGACGAAGAACUUGUUGGUUGGAUGGUUUCAUUUGCCCUCUGUACAAGAAAGGGCAUCGACUGGAGGGCACAAAUUACGUUUCAGCGUACGAAAUUUUGUUCGGAACUCGGUUUAACAGGCUGAGGCAGAUUGAGGAGUCCUUCGUCAGCGAAUAUCAGGCAGGUUUUCAUGAGGGCAGAUCAACAACGGAUCAGAUGUUCACCCUGCGGCAGAUUCUCGAUAAAUUUCUGGAGCACAACUUGCAGACCCAUCAUCUGUUUAUUGGUUUCAAAGCGUCGUGCGAUUCAGUGAAGAAAAGCGAGUCAUGGCAGAUUAUGAUCGAACAUGGUUUUCCGGCGAAGCUGAUUCGUGUGAUGCUUGGCGAAUCAAAAUCAAGUGUACGAGUGCUGAUGAAAACGUCGCCGUUCGUAACCUUAGACGGACUGAAUCAGGGCGAUACUCUUUCGAACUUACUGGUCAACAUAGCGCUGCAAGGAGCGAUAAGGUGAGCUGGUAUGCAAAAAAGGCCGAACCACGGGUACGUGGUCGCAUAUGCUCCUGGGCUUCACAGACGAUAUCGAAUCAUCGGAAUCGACCGUCAGGGCGUGAAAGAGGCGUUCAUACCUAUUCAGAGGGAGACUGCUAGGAUUGGACUUACGAUUCUCAUAACAAAACUCGCGUUCUACAAUACUCAGAUUCUUCCGGUCGCUUUACACGGCCAUGAAUCGUAAACAUUGAAAGAAGUUGAUCGGACAGCAUUCGGAGUUUUCGAAUGUAAAGUGCUGCGAACAAUACUCGGCGGUAAACUGGUGGACGGCAUCUUACGGCGUCUCAUGAGCUAUGAAUUGUACCAAAUAUAUAAAGAGACUGAUCUAGUGAAGUGAAUAAAACACGGCAGGCUACGGUGGGCUGGAUACGUAGCUCGUUUGCGGAAGAACGGCAAGCUAAAACUAUAUUCAGCAAAGAACCAGGGAGGGACCCUCGGUUUCAUGGUAGGCCGCACACUCCUUGGCUUCUUCACUUCUUGGAGUUGAGAAGGAUCUAAGAACUCUAAACGUUCAGGGCAGCUGGAAGCGAUUGACCCAGAACCGAGCCCAGUGGAGGAGAUAGCUUAAUUAGGCGUAAUUCCACCGCUACGAGUUGUUGUCCAUCAAAUACUGAGUAUGUACAAUUUUUAGUUGUGAUGAGUGAAGAAGGAUUAUACCCGAGCAGAGGAAAAUAUCAAAAUAAUAACAACGAAAUUACAAAACCUGUUUUUAUAUCUCGGUUUGUUAUUAUUAACUUAUUAAGUCAUCACCGUUCCAUAACAUGUUCUGUUGGGCAAUCUUAUUUUGUUAUGAUGGUGCUCUUGGUAUAUUUUCUUUAAAUUACAUUUCAAUAACAUGUUUUGUUGUAGCACAAGUUCAGUUAUUAUUGUGUCAUUGAGACUGUACAAAUAUUUGAUCAUUAAUAUUACAACAUAACUAGCUUUGCAAUCAAAACUACACCAUUCGAGAUUUUUGUUGUGCACAGCAUUCCGUGAGGAACUGUAAGAGAAAAUAUUAUUUUGUCAUCAGUUCCUCUUCUUACUGACAUUACGUUUUAACUGUGACAGUGCCAACUUAUCAGCCUUUUUGUUUUAUAAGCACUUUGAAAAAUAUACCUGUUUUUUUUUUGUCCCAGUUUCAGUAAGAUAUGAAUACGAAAAUAGAAAGUGUAAUAGAGUGUUAGGCAUUUUAUGAAACAUUUUGGAUCAACUGGUGGAAUUCAACGACGAACAACACAUUUUCGACAAAAAUGUAAAAAAAUAAGUCAUCAAGAACUCCAUUGAUUAUUUUUAGACAUUUUAUUUUUAUUGAUUUCACUGCAUCGAGCCCACUUAGAUUCACUUGGAUAAAUGUGUCAAUAAAUGAGGUAAUAAUGUAAAUAAAUCUUAUAAACAAUGAACCACCUAAUAAAGGGUUUCAAAAAGACGGUAGUUUUUCAUCGUAAGUUGUUUGGAAAAUAAACGAAAACUAUUGUUUCUCUCUGUUUUCGAUAUUAAACCGUUUGCGACAACAAUAGCGUCCCAAUUAUGAAUGAAAAAUUUAACAAUAGAUCAUAUUGUUGCGUAUCCCAUUGAAUGCAUAUGGGACUUUGGAGGAAUUCCUAUCCGAGUCAGAAAAAAAGCAAAUUUUGUUUUCGGAUUGUUAUCAAUAACGUAUUCAUAUCAAAAUUUCGACACGAAUGCCACUCUAGUGGUAAAGUGUCUUUAAUAAACUAAUAAUAAUAAUAAUAAUAUCAAAAUUUGUUAUUGAAAUAUUUUAAAAAUUCGCUAUUAUUAAGUUGUUAUUGAAACUAACAAAACAUGUUAUUACACAGGUCUUUCAGGAACAUUUUUUUGUUAUAAUUUUUGUUAUUUUGCCGCUUAUGACAUACAAGUUUAUAACAGGAUGUGUUAUGUAAAUAACAUGAAAAUAACUCUUUCCGCUACUCAGUUAUUUUUCCAAAAUAACACAUUUUAUUAUACUGUUGCUAUUCUCUUCUGCUCGGGUACCGCCAUGAUUCGUUAAUUCGACUAUGAGCUUCUAGUUAGAUUUGAUAAAAAUGUUAUUUUUAUUUCAUCAACAUCGAUAAACAUCUCUGCUUCCCAACAGCUUCUAGCAAACAUAUCUUAAAAUAAAUUGUCACUUAAACACUAUACAUAAUCUGCUCAACAUUCCAUUCAAACUCACAGCCAUUUAUUGCCAACAAUUUCUUUACCAGCUGGGUUGCUGAUUGAUCUAAUUUGAAUGCAAAUGAAACCAUUAUGGGGCCAACCUAUUUCUAGAAACAACAAAUCCAGCAAAUUUCCCCAAGCAACCCCAUCCCAAUCGGAAAAGGAACCAUGUACCCCCACAGCGGAAACCAACAACAACAACGGCGCGCCACGGAGAUCCUAUCUCUUACAAUUCCCACCCUUUUUUUGUGCCCACAACAGCUACUACGUCCACAGGGGCCACUUUUUCCUUUCUUGAUGCCCGUGCUUUUUUGCCUCCCUCUGCCCCUAGAGACAAGUCAUUAUCACGGCUGACCGCACGGUGGUCACCUUCUCGCAUCAUCAUUGUGUGCGCCCGCAGUUUGCAGACAAAGAUCGUAAAUAUGCAAACACUAUAAAUACCAAAGUUCGUUCAGUAUGGUUCGGUUCGGAGAAUCCUGUUGACCAGUCGCAGAGCUAUAGAAGCUUACCCGUUUCUACCGCCAGCCGCUGGUCGCCGUGUCGCUGGAUUAGCUUCGAAAGGGGAUAUGCAUUAUUUGAAGAGUGUAUUAUGUUGAAAGCUCGGAAAACAAGGCGAUUGUGUGACACACUUUGAACGGCGGAACACAUUUGUUAUUCAGUGGGGGUCAUAAUUUGUGCGCUUCGCAAAGGGCAGAUGGGUGGCUACUCUAUAGGUUAUGUGUUUUUUCACGUGGGUCCACUACACUGGGUUGGCAUCACUAGGUAUGGAAAAACAACUUCGUUCGUAGUGGUCAGCAACAGUUUGUAAUGUAUAAAUUCCAAAUCAGGCAUGUGUUACAAUACAAUUUUUUCCUGAAUAGGGGGUUUAAGGUCACACAAUAAUAGUGUAUCUGUUACCUGGGCUCUGGGAGACAUACGGAAUGUCAGGGUCAUUCGAGGUCCGGGGGAAGUUCAGGCAAAUGGUAGAUGCCUGAUCAUAAUGAAGUCCUUGACAAAAAUAUGACUUGGGUGGUAGCUUCGGGAGAAAUCAAAUACUUCUGGACACAAAAGGGAAUUCAAGACAAUUUUACUUUACCAGACGCCCGCCGUUAUUGAAAGUGCCAAACUUUGAGAACUUUGAAAUGACGCUGCUAAUGAUUUAAGAAAAUAGCUGAUGAAUAUGAUAUGAUAUGCAAACUUCUACUCUAGUAAAAUAAUGAGAGAUGGGAUGAGAAAAAUAUACGGGAGUAAACGUCAAGACUUUCUCAACGAUUCUAGUUCACAGAAUUCAAUGCAAUAUUUAAUCAUUCAUUCGGAGUUCUUCAAAGGGUUCAUCUAGUAAUUUUCUCAACGAUUUAACCAUAGAUAGGGAAUCGCGCAACUUGGGCGGUGGCUUCUAUAUUCGUUUGUUUUCCACUAUAACUUAGUCAAAUUUGAACCAAUUGACAUAACUUUUGGAAUGUGGUGAGAUAGGUAUAGUAUCUACCCGUGUACAACAUUCAGGGUUGUUACAACAGCGCGGAUUUCGCGAAUUCCGCGGAUUUCGCGAUUUUCGCGGAUUUGGCGCGGAUUUACCCAUGGAAUUUGGCCCUCGCGCGGAUUUGGCGCGGAAAUGAUUUUUGUAGUGUGUACAGCGAAAUAUUUGAAUGAUUAUCGGCACUUGAAUUAGAAAUUAUGAAAAGUAAAUAUUUGUUUAACCCUCCUAAGAUGUUAGCAUUUUUGCACCACGAUAGCGUAGUGUACGUUCAGCGUGCCUGACUGGGUCAUGUUGACCUUAACAUCCUACUAGUGAAGAAUUUGCAGCAAGUUUUCGUUUUGGUGUACGGCAAUCGUUUACGAAUUCCAUCAGCUCUUCAAAAUAUUUUUUUGAAGAAAUUGUGCAACGAUUCUUCCAAUUCUAAUUCCAUUGUGCAUCUUUAUUCAACUUUCGAGUUCUUGUUUCUAAAAAAAAAUCAAAUUUGUUUCUAGCAAUUCCUUCGAAUUUCGACUGUUGGUUAUGUUGGGAGGUAUGGCGGUCAGUCUUUGGAGGAAUAACUCAAAAAUGGAUUCUUAAGCUUUUAUCCGACGUUUCGGUCGCUAUAUUGCGCCUUUUCUGGGAAUUAACUAUGCUCCGUUUUAUCGUAAGUAUGAGCCCACUGCAUAGUCCACAUUCGUCCCAGACGUAACGUAUCGUCCGCCGCCGGCGGCGGUGUUCCUUUGAAUGUAAUAU
Molecule: messenger RNA, 12902 nt
Organism: Aedes albopictus (Asian tiger mosquito)
Lineage: Eukaryota; Metazoa; Arthropoda; Insecta; Diptera; Culicidae
Exons: 3
Coding region: 978-1670 (230 amino acids)
Biological process (GO): phospholipid translocation; retrograde transport, endosome to Golgi
Cellular component (GO): trans-Golgi network; endosome
Source: RefSeq, a predicted model, not a curated record